This is a messenger RNA of Platichthys flesus (European flounder), 1392 nucleotides long. RefSeq names its product transmembrane protein 17A. Gene Ontology annotation, biological process: non-motile cilium assembly. Gene Ontology annotation, cellular component: ciliary transition zone. The record is from RefSeq and is a predicted model, not a curated record. Lineage: Eukaryota; Metazoa; Chordata; Actinopteri; Pleuronectiformes; Pleuronectidae. The transcript has 4 exons. Bases 128 to 796 code for a protein of 222 amino acids.
UUGUGUCUCUGUGCAACUUAACACAACAGGGAUUAGCAGUAGUCACUGAAAACACAAACACAGUUUCCAGACCGGGAGAUUUUUCCUGACUCUUCUGGCUCGGUGAUGUUGAACAGCUCUACCCACGAUGCCUGUGUUUUACUCACCUGUGCCCGAGAGCCUGCAGAUGGGUCUGGCCUACAUGGGCGGCUCGGCGUUCACCAACAACCGGACGGCCGACAGCGACUUCACCAGGGAGCAGGAGGACGCAUCGGUGGUGAACGAGCUGGUCUCUCACCUCCCUCUGCAGAUGCUGCUCUACUUCAACAUGUUUUAUUUUCCUUGCUGGUGGUUCUCGGCUGUGUUCAUGCUGGAAGUGAAGUUCUACUAUCUGCCCGGAUACUACCAGGCUCUGCUCAUCACCGGCAUCGUCCUCCUCACGGUCAUCGAGGUGGUGCGACUUUAUCUGGGCUACAUCGGCAACCUUAAAGAAAAGGUGCCAGAGCUGGCCGCCUUCUGGCUCCUGUCUUUCAUGUUCCAGCUGCCCGUGCUGCUGUUCUUCCUGACCGAUGAAGGGAUUCUCAUCCUGCCCCUGGAGAGAGCCGUCCACUCCCUGUACCUCCUCUUCCUCCUCGCCCAGAUCCUGGCCUCCUUCCUGGCGCUCAGGACCAUGACCCGAAAGCUCACCGUCCUCUUCCAUCUGCGGCAGUUUGGCAAAGUGGAGAGCCUCCGCCACGCGGGGAUGAGCCCCGUCCACGGGUUGACGUACCGUCGAAGCGUGCUGCCGGUGUCACCACACAGUGACAUGUACGACUGAAAUAUGAGUUCGCCUGACUUAACACUUGUUUACUUUCUGUUCCAAACACUGGACUUUGUGCUUAAGGUGCAACUUCAUCCCGAAGUGUUUGGGUGUCUCUCACUGGACAUACAAAGAAUUGUCUUUAAAACUCAGAGCUGGGAAGCAGGACCGUCCCUCUGUCAGCUCGCCUGAGGUUGUCCAGCUGUGAAAGACGACUCCAGCUGCAGCAAACACACUUUUGCAAAAGAAAUGUCAUAAAAAAGUGGAGAGUUACUCACCUCCAGAGUUUCAUUGAACCGUUUGGGGCAGCCAAGGUUAAAGCAAUGGCUGAGGUAUUGGUUGUGUUCUUGGGGGACGUCUCUGACUGGAAGACAAUGUUGGUUUAGGCUUUUAGUUUCAGCUCAGAUUUAAUUUAAUUUGAAAAUGAGACGUGUCUGGAACGGAGGGACUUCCAUCUUUGAAAUGCAGAUGCCAUGAUGUAGAGACGUCUCAAACUGUUGCUUUCUCUGUGUAAGCAUCAUGCCUGCAAGAUCUGAGAUGGUUUGUAAACACUAGGGGGCGUUGUGAGUCAUCUAUGUAUGACCUGUUUUUUUAAAUGUGGGAAUAAACAUUAA